AUGACGGGCAUCGCCUCCAAAAUCAGGCGGAUCGGCCCGACCCCCGUGUACACCUCCCCCGACCCCAAGGUCGACAUCGUAUUUGUCCACGGCCUGAACGGUCACCCUUACAACACAUGGGCCACCACCGACCCCGACGUGUUCUGGCCUGUCGAUCUGCUGCCCGAGGUGUUGGCCCGCGUCGGCGUGAGGAUCAUCACCUAUGGAUACAACGCCAACGUCUCCUCCUUCUCCGACAGCGUGUCCAGCGAUCACAUCCACAACCAUGCCGAAACACUCGCCUCCAGUCUGGCCGCGAACCGCAGCCUGAAGAACUGCUCCGAUCGUCCGAUCAUCUUCGUCUGCCAUUCGCUCGGCGGCCUGGUCGUCAAGCGCGCCCUCACCUACUCCAAGAAUAUCCAGAAUGAGCGAACGGAGCACAUUCGCUCCAUCUGGGUCUCCACCUAUGGCAUCCUCUUCCUCGGGACGCCGCAUCUCGGCUCUGACAUGGCCAAAUGGGGUGUUCUCCUGCAGAAUAUCUGUUCCGCCGUGAUCCCCAAAAAAGUGAUGGAUUCGUCGUCGAACCUGAUCAGUGCGCUCAAGACGAACAACGAGACCCUGCAGAACAUCAAUAGUCUGUUCGCCGAGGACAUGGGCCGCUAUCACAUCUACUUCUUCCAUGAAACCCUCAAAACGGACGUCCGGGGCACCCGUGAGCUCAUCGUCGAUGAGAGCUCCGCCGCCCCUCACGCCGAGGGCGUCGAACGCAUGGGGAUCGAGGCCAACCAUCGCAACAUGUGCAAAUUCGAGGAUGAAAUGUCGCCCGGGUAUGAGGCCGUCGCCGCCGCCCUGUUGCGCUACGCAGGCGACGCCCCCAACACCAUCGCCGCCCGCUGGGUCGAAGAGAAGCAGACUCGACUACUCCGGAAGAAGCAGAAAGCGGAGGAGAUCUUCACUCAUCGAGAGCGAGAAGAUAUCAUGGAAAGGAGCGCUCCAAAUCUGCCCACGAGGGAACCCCCUGGUAGGACUCACUUACUUUCUGCAUCUGCAUCUGAGGAACCUGUCACGUUGAAGAGCUAUGAGAUCGAGGAAGAACCUGCUAAUAGAAACCCUAGGCAAAUCACCGAUAACCCGCAUCAUCAUCCAAGACUCCUCGUAGCACCCCCCGGUUUCCAUCCGAACGCCACGUUCUACGGGAUGGAAAAGGAACUGGACAUCCUGCAUACCAGACUCUACCGAGCAAGGAAGCGACCUAAUCACCUCACGGCCGUCUUGAUUAGCGGAGUCCGUGGCUCAGGGAAAUCACAUCUGGCCCGACAAUAUGUCUGGACCUAUCGCGAUUGCUAUCCUGGAGGAAUUUACUGGAUUGACGCCAAAUCCCCGGAGUCCACAUUCAAAUGCUUCUGGGAUAUUGCACAGGCCAUUUCGCAAAUCGCCGAUGACCAUGAGUUCUACCUACCGGAUUCCAGCAGGUCGCAUGGCUUCGUGGAAAUCGUACGGAACUGGUUCCAAACCCACGAUGGUUGGCUGAUGGUGUUUGACGGGAUUUCCUUUGCUUGUGACGAUGAUCUCAAUAACUUCAGGCAAUUCCUUCCCUUCAAAGAGAAGUGCAGCAUCAUAUACACCUCUGUGGAUAGGACGCUGAGCAAGAAGCAACGCUUGUAUGAGCCUUAUUGCUUGAAGAUGCCGCCCCUCGAAGUUAACGAUGCGUGCCGGCUCUUGUUCAAAGACAUGCGCAUUAAAAAUCCGACCAAACAGCAGAUCCGCAAGGCAACAGAGCUGGUCAAACACUACGGCUGCCUCCCACUUGCUGUGCAUGCAAUGGGGCAUCACUUGAACAACAUCGCCAAGCCGCUCGAGAAGUAUCACAUCGAUUCUCACCUGACCGACAAGAAGCUCGCAGAGCCCUUCCUGAGUAUCAUGCAUGAUCUCUACCGCCAGGAGUAUUUUGAGGCGCUGAACCUGAUCAAUCUCCUUUCCUUCUUCGGCCACGACAUUCCCGUUGGGCUGAUCAGCUUUGGCAGAGCUUCACUGGAAGCCUGGAAUGUCCAGAUUUUGACAAGUAGCGGGCCGGGGGAAGGCCCAGAUAUCGAUACCACGCUGGGAAUUCUCAUCCGGUAUGGCCUGAUCGAGCGAGUAGCGGUCCGAUAUGCCGUGCAAGCUGUUUCUCCGCGGACCGAGAAGGAGAGUAUUCUAGACAUGAAGGCAGUUCAACCAGAACUCUCCGAAUCGCAAACAGAAAGUAGCAGUCAGGAGGCGACUCUUUCCAUCUACGCCAACUCAAGUUCUAUCGACCGGAUCAAGAUCCACAGUGUCGUUCAGGGAUUCUGCCGAGAUGAGCUGAAGAUCAUGGACGAGGAGAGGAGGACGAAACCGGCCCCCAACGCGGAGAAAGCGGUCGCGGGAUUCUUCGAUUCCUGGCUUGUUGUUGCUACUCGAGUCCUCUGCACGUCGUAUGAAAGCGCGCAAAACCGCAUGAGCGGGGACGAUCACGGCCUGGUGCAGGACUACAGAGAGUACGAGACCCAUGCAUCCAGGCUCGCGGACCAUUUCCCUAAACGGAGCCACUCUCAUGAGCCAAAAAUCGUCCGUGAGGCGCGCGAGGAUCUGAGGCAGAUCAGACGGAGUAUCAGUAAUGAGAUCGAGCGAGCCUCACCCAGCUCUUCGCAGGAAUCCAUUCGGAAGCACCGCUCAGUGUUUGACCGUUCCAGCAGCUCUUCGUCCUCGAUUCCAGAUACUGCCACCCCGGAAGACGGUCCUUCUCGGCAGCUAACGUGGGAUACCAACGAAGUGGUUCCUGAGGUGGAAUCUCCUUUAGAGAUGCCUAGGGUCCCGCCUAACGUCAGUCUGAGACCAUUCCUCCCUCAUAUAUUUCGGGAUUCCAGCACGGAAAAGGAGAUUGGAUAUGAGACUGAUGGAGAGAACGACAACUACUUCCAUCGCAUCUCACCAACACCAUCUCGCACAAGUCACUCGACGGAACGCCCGAGAUCGUCACAAACUGCCGUCCCGCUUCAUCGCAGUUCGCCAGAGCCGUCGUCCCAUGCAAGCCACACGACGGAACUGCCGAAAUCCUCGCAACUCCCUAGCCCACAACAGACAGAUGAUCAGGAAUGGCAUGUUGUAAGACGCCCUACCAAGCCCAAGUCGAACAAGGAGAAGCCGUUGAAACGAAAACCAAAAUUUCCGCGCGCCCUCCGGCGUCCGAAACUGGCUGCUCCUAUCCUCAAGGUCGAAACUGCGUCAGGGAGAAGCGCAUCCGCCGGUGACAUUGGACAGAGGCGGAGCUCAUUGUCCGCCGAAGAGGCUCUCAUUGCUGUACAUAACGCAAGUCCUCCUCAGCACAAAGAGAACGUACCGCCAACCUACGCCACCGUCGCAGCCAGAUCCGUGCGCGAUACCGAUCCCUUCUGGAAACCACGGUCAUCAUCAACCCCUGGGGGCCAUCCUGGCACGUUGCCACUGACAACCAAGUCAUCGGGUGAUUCGCUAUUUACUCGGUCGACUAACCUGUAUGGAGCAUCGCCUUUCUCUCCCGAGCUGAGACCGGAGCGACUGAGCCAGUCUACGUACAGCGAGCCUGGCCAUCUAACCGACGACUUGAACGCUUUAGACCUGAGGACGAGCCUCAAUGCACGAUAUCAUCUGACUGCCAGACGCGUAGCUCCACUCGACAUGUCCGCCAGCACGCCGUCCAUAGGGACACUGCCUCCGCUGCCCUACGACAGCAACAUCGAGGUCGGCUACGCGCCCCGAGUCACCGGGGUCACCAAGCCCACGACUCUCAGUCAUUCGACGACCAACGUUACCUCGAUCUCGCAUCCCUCGGCCUUCAUGCCGGGUGUCUCGCGACCGCCGUCAGUAACAGCAGAGGGGCCACCACCUCCCGGCUACGCGUCUGAUCCCGCGCCCGAGCCCAUGUCACGCGACCUGUCAGCGCAGUCGCAUCACUCGUGGGCAACCGAGCCCGUCCGUGUCUCCAGGAUCGCCCCCAUGCCAGGCCCUACCCAGCCACUAGCCAGUACGCUGGCCAUCCCGCAGCAACAUGUGCUGUCGGGGACGGGGAGCUGGGCGGGCGAGCUCCAUCCUCUUCAACCGCCAGUGGCACCCGCCGCGCAGACUCUGUACCUGGGUGCGCAUCGGGUGGACAUUGGCGACCCUCACCCGCGCUUGGUCGGACCCCGGCCCUACGACAUUGCGCCGUACAACCCCUACCAUUCCAACCUGUCGGGGCCGCUGAUCCACCACGCACUCCCCAUCCAGCAAGCACAGGAGCUGCAGAUGCUACGGCCCCGGAGCGGAAGCUCCCCAACACAUGCAGCGUUCAGCGCGAACUUGUGA
Molecule: messenger RNA, 4320 nt
Organism: Aspergillus terreus NIH2624
Lineage: Eukaryota; Fungi; Ascomycota; Eurotiomycetes; Eurotiales; Aspergillaceae
Product: LipA and NB-ARC domain protein
Exons: 3
Coding region: 1-4320 (1439 amino acids)
Molecular function (GO): ADP binding
Source: RefSeq, a predicted model, not a curated record